Molecule: messenger RNA, 1964 nt
Organism: Pundamilia nyererei
Lineage: Eukaryota; Metazoa; Chordata; Actinopteri; Cichliformes; Cichlidae
Exons: 8
Coding region: 69-1880 (603 amino acids)
Biological process (GO): positive regulation of acrosome reaction; egg coat formation; binding of sperm to zona pellucida
Cellular component (GO): extracellular matrix
Molecular function (GO): acrosin binding
Source: RefSeq, a predicted model, not a curated record
UUCAUCGCAUCUAAUUGCUUUCAGCCGUGACGGCGACGUUUCUACGCGUGCAUUAAAGAGAAGGAGUGAUGGACCGCUGUCCGUCUGUUGCGAUGAAAACAAAGUGGUAUCCCUUUAUUUUGUGGAGCGUUUUAUCACUUGGCCUUCUAAGCUCUGCGGCGGACACGUAUGACUCUCCGCUUACGAGAAGGAAAGUGGUUUUCAAACUGGGCGCUCCGAAAAUCAAACUUCCAUUAGCUGAAGACAGAGAAUCCAACCAGAGGCUACCUGCCGACACACCUCCAGAGCCUCAGCUGGGUUACCGAAGGUCCUAUUCCGCUUCAGCACCUGUGACACUUGGACCCAUGCGACCAGGGAAACCCGAGGCAAAGAUCCAGUCAGACUUUGCUUACCUCCCGGACGUCUCUGUAACCUGCUCCACAUCUGACUUUGUCGUCAGGACCAAACCAGCUUUCUACGGUCUGGGCGCAGAAGCAGAGGAACUGUUGUUAGGCAGCAGUUGUAAAAGCAACGGGCUUCUUAGACCAUACGGCGACCUUCUUUUCUCGUAUCCACUGACCGCCUGUGAUGGCGUACGUGAGAUGCCCCCCGGUUAUCUGGUUUAUAAAUUCGUGCUCCAUUAUGAGCCGUCGCCAAAACGAUUUCCAAGCAGAGCGCACCGGGUGGAUGUAGAUAUUGAAUGCCGCUACCCAAGGAACCAUCAUGUGCACCAACUGGCUGUCCAACCAACCUGGGAAACAGUUGUUUUCCGUAAAAGGCUGAAAAGUCGUCACACGGACUACCAGAUUACCCUGAUGGAUGAUUCAUGGAGUAGGCCGGUCACCACUCGGGUCUACCAGCUUGGGCAAAAGGUUCAUAUCCAGGUUUCUGCUCCUCAUCUGCCUGCUGGAGGAAAACUCUACAUACGUAGCUGCUAUGCAGCUCCAUCUAGUGGCUCUAGAUCGUCCCUGAAGUACUUCAUCAUAGACAACUUUGGCUGUAUGCUGGACAGCAAGGGAGACCUGGGGACCUCUGAGUUUGUUUCCCAGACAGAUAGGACUGUGAGACUUUCCGUGUUGGCUUUCCAGUUUACUGCUGAUCCAAACACUGAGGUCAGUAUCUACUGCAGGUUGUUUGUCACGUCAGAGGAUCCAAGUCCUGUGCACAAAUCCUGCACGUACAGGGGCAACAGGUGGAGGGCGCUUACUGGUGAUGACUCCAUAUGUGAAUGUUGUGAGUCCCGGUGUGUGACUCCUAAGCCCCGGAGGGCUAUGAUGGAAGGUUCUGCCAGCAGUGGGUCAUUACUGGUGUCGGAUCAGUCGUACACAGCAAAGGACCAGUUUCUACCAGUCAGCCUCCCUCUGGACAGCAUAAGAAAACAACAGAGGACCACAAAUCGUUACAGUAAUGAGACGCACAGCCGGGACAGGUUCUUGGGAAAAGCAGUAAAGUAUAAUGAUGAUGGUGAAGAAGAAAGUGGAAUUGCAUUUGAAGCGAUUACGGGACUUAAUUUAGAUGGUUUUGGGGAGAGGGCCUUAAAGGGCAAGUGGAAUGAAUCUGAGGUGAAGCGUUUAGAUAAGUUGAGGGAGGAGGAGUCACCGUAUGGAAAAAAGGAUUCAGAUGAGAGAAGUGAAAAUGAAGUUUAUAAUGUAGAGCAAGCGAACGAUCUGAAUCAGAAGGAAAGUGAAAGGAUUAGUCACUUGGAGCAGUUGCCACUGUCGAAGAUUGAUGUACAGCCACCUGAUUCUAGAGAUGAGGGAGGAAACGGGACACAUGGAGGGAAGGAGGUGGAGGUUGAGGAGAAGGGGUUGACGUCAUACGAGGUGCAGUUGAAGAAUGAGAGCAGGACAGCAGAUGCAGAAGAUGGCGGGGAGAUGACGUGGUAUUUUUUUUGGAGGUAGUGUUUGAUCAAUUAAUCAAGUAUACUGCCUUAAGACUGGAGCUCUGCAUAGUCUGACUCAUUUCAAUAAAAUGUGAAAAUGAAA